UACAUAUAUUUGUGUAUGAUACUUUCAGCCAAUAGAUACUUUUACAUUUUUAAAAAUGUAUCGAAUCUACUGGAAAUAACUAACCGGCAUUCCUUCCAAGGAACUUCUCUACACGAAUAGAAUAAAUUCCAAAUAAAAAAUAGAGAAUAAUGCGAAUAAGCAUCGAUGAUUUUUUAGUUUUAAUUUCCAAUAUCUUGUAAGAGGAAGAUGAAAAGUAAAGUCGGUCAACCGAUACGGUAAAAUUAUAGGAUUAAUGUUAGUAACAAGUUCGGAACCUAUUUUCAUCCGGCGGUGUUAUUUUUAUUCGACCGCGGAACGAACACAGUUUAAAAUAAACGUGCGAGUCUUCUAGUAACAUCUGGAUGUCUCUGCGUCUUUUUUAAUAUAAUGCGGAUGCAGUGCCAGCCUCAGUAUUGCAUUGGAAACUUUCAAAAGACAAACAGUCAAACUUUCGACACGCAAAUUCUUUGAUAUCUCGAACAGAAUCAUAUACACGUGUUAUAUUAUUUUACACAUCCAAGAAACAUGACAAAAACGACAAAUCUGACUGCACAGGAAUGGAAAGAGAAAGGCAACGUAGAAUUCAACAAAGGGAAUUGGUCGGAAGCUUUAAGUUGUUACACAAGUGCAUUAAAGCUUGCAAAUGAAGAUAAUUCGAAUAAAGCUAUAUAUUAUAAGAAUCGCGCUGCUACAUAUUUAAAACAGGAAGAAUAUAACAAAGCAAUUGAAGAUUGCGAUAAAGCUCUCAAAAUAUGUCCAAACGAUCCAAAAGCGUUAUUUCGCAGAUGUCAAGCAUUAGAGGCAUUAGAAAGAUACGAAGAGGCAUAUCGCGAUGCGAGAUACAUCAUCUCUGCAGAUCCUGGCAAUAAGGCGAUUCAACCUAUUGCCGCGAGAUUACACGAAAUUGUGCAGGAAAGAUAUAGACAAAACUCUCGUGUCAAUGCCAAGGUGGCACAAAUGAUGGACAUAGCUUUUGAGAUAAAAGGAGAGAAUGAAAAACGAGAGACGGCGAUGAACAAUUUGCUUGUUCUUGCACGAGAGAGAGCGGGAGCGGAAAUAAUGUUUAAUGACGGAAUAGUCUCUAAAAUAACAAAGAUACUUAAACUUGAGAAAAAUGAGGAAAUAAUAACAACUGGUGUCAGAAUUAUUGCGGAAUUAUGUCAAAAUAAUAUUGAUAGAACUGAAAAUAUUAUAAGGCAAAUUGGUAUACCAUGGUGUUUAGAACUCUUUAACAGUAAAAUUGUAGAAAGAGUAAAUGCUGCUCAAUAUUGCAUACAGACAAUACUAAACACAUAUAGUGGAAUGACUAACAAACCAGAUUCAAAACCGAACAAAGAAUUGUGUGAUAAAUACAACAAAGAAAUAGAUACUAUUCUAUCUUGUUUAUUGUACAGUGUAACAAACAGAACAAUUUCUGGAUUAGCUAGAGAUGCAAUUAUAGAACUCAUUAUGCGCAACAUUCAUUAUACUGCAUUAAAUUGGGCAGAACGUUUAAUUGAACUUCAUGGUUUACAACGUUUGAUGGAAGUAGCUAGUGAACUUGAAGAAUAUAAAUAUGAAUCGUCAAUGGAAAUUACAUCAUCUACUAGAACUGUAACAAGCGUUUGUUUGGCAAGAAUUUACGAGAAUAUGUAUUAUGAUGCAGCAAAGGAAAAGUUUAGGAGUGCUAUUGACGAAUACAUAAAAGAUAAACUACUUACACCAGAUAUAGAAUCCAAGGUUCGUGUUGUAGUUGCAAUAACAACUUUAUUGCUUGGUCCGUUAGAUGUUGGGAACACAAUAAUUGCUAAGGAAGGUAUUUUAGAAAUGAUACUCGUUAUGGCAGGCACAAACGAUGUAUUACAACAAAAAGUUGCUUGUGAAUGUAUCGUUGCUGCUGCAUCCAAAAAAGACAAAGCUACUACAAUUAUCAAUCAAGGCGUGAAUAUAUUGAAGAAGCUGUACCAAUCUAAAGAUGAUUCAAUCAGAGUGCGUGCUUUAGUAGGAUUGUGCAAAUUAGGUAGUUCAGGCGGUACAGAUGCUACAAUAAGACCAUUUGCUGAGGGAGCAACGAAAAAAUUGGCUGAAGCUUGUAGAAGAUUUUUAAUUAAUCCUAAAAAGCAAAAAGACAUGAGAAAAUGGGCAGUAGAAGGACUAUCUUAUCUCACUUUUGAUGCUGAAGUCAAAGAGAAACUAAUUGAAGAUGUUCAAGCAGUUCAAGCAAUGAUAGAACUGGCCAAAACUGGAGACCAGUCUGUAGUUUAUGGUGUCGUUACUACGUUAGUUAAUUUAUGUAAUGCUUACGACAAACAAGAACUUAUACCAGAAAUGAUUGAAUUGGCAAAAUUUGCGAAACAUCAUAUACCAGAAGAACACGAGCUAGAUGACAUAGAUUUUGUGAAUAAAAGAAUAAUUGCAUUAGCUAAAGCUGGCGUAACAUGUGCAUUAGUCGCACUUUCUAAAACAGAAAGUCAAAAUAGCAAAGAACUAAUAGCACGUGUGUUCAAUGCAAUUUGUAGUCAGCAAGAUGUACGAGGAAUUGUAGUUCAACAAGGUGGAGCAAAAGCACUUUUACCAUUGGCUUUAGAUGGCACGGAUAAAGGAAAAAAACAAGCAUCGCAAGCACUUGCGCGAUUAGGGAUUACGAUAAAUCCAGAAGUUGCAUUUCCUGGACAAAGAAUAAUGGAAGUAGUUCGACCAUUUAUAAAUCUCUUAAAUCCAGAAUGCUCUGCACUUGAAAACUUUGAAUCUUUAAUGGCCUUAUGCAACUUGGCAAAUGUUAACGACAGUGUGAGAAAACGAAUUUUGAAAGAAGGAGGUUUCCAGAAAAUUGAAGCAUACAUGUAUGAAGAUCACGAAAUGUUGCAACGUGCAUCUACGCAGGUUAUAAAUAAUUUAAUGAUGUGCGAAGAUACUGUUAAAUAUUAUGAACAAGAAAAUGAUAGAGUUAAAUAUCUAGUCAUUCUUUGCGAGAAUGAGGAUUUAGACACAAGCAUGGCAGCAUCAGGAGCCUUAGCUAUGUUAACGUCAGUUAGCAUAAAAUCUUGCAUUAAAAUAUUUGAUACAAAAGAUUGGUUAGAGUCAUUACGUUAUUUACUUGCUAAUCCAAAUUCUGAGUUACAACACAGAGGAAUUGUAAUUGUUUUAAAUAUGAUGAAAAGUACAAAAGAAGUAGCAACUAGAGUGAUCGAAACCGAUAUAAUGGAAAUUUUAAUGGCUUUGACAAAAAGUGAUACAGUACAAAAUAAAAAAAUUAAACAACUAGCAGCUGAAGCAUUAGAAGCUGCAGCAAAAUGGGAACUUAUUAGAAAAAGUGAAAACGAAGGAGAAUCACAAGGAGAAUCACAAAAUACAAACAAUUUAGAAAAUCUUGAAUAAACGUGUAUACUACUUACUUCAAUGUUUCCUACGGUGUGUAAAGAAUAACUAACAAUGAAUAUUUGUCAUACCAUAAAGUGCCUAAGAAAAGAUAAUCAAUUUAAUCUUUUGUUUAUAGCAAACAAUAUAAUAAAACAAUUUAGUACAUAAAUAUUUCAAAAAUAUUGUUAAAUUCCAA
Frieseomelitta varia is the source of this 3535-nucleotide messenger RNA. RefSeq names its product protein unc-45 homolog B (gene unc-45). Bases 526 to 3357 code for a protein of 943 amino acids. Gene Ontology annotation, molecular function: Hsp90 protein binding. The record is from RefSeq and is a predicted model, not a curated record. The transcript is spliced from 5 exons. NCBI's taxonomy places the organism in Eukaryota, Metazoa, Arthropoda, Insecta, Hymenoptera, Apidae.